Molecule: messenger RNA, 1200 nt
Organism: Linepithema humile (Argentine ant)
Lineage: Eukaryota; Metazoa; Arthropoda; Insecta; Hymenoptera; Formicidae
Biological process (GO): sensory perception of smell; detection of chemical stimulus involved in sensory perception of smell
Cellular component (GO): plasma membrane
Molecular function (GO): odorant binding; olfactory receptor activity
Source: RefSeq, a predicted model, not a curated record
AUGGACUUCCAAAACGUGCAUCUCUUAAAUGAUCUAAUAAACAAACUCUCGGGCAAUUUGUUUCCGAUCACAAGCAAUUCGUCAUUCUCGAUUGGCUGGAAGAUAUACAGCGCUUGUGUGUGGCUUAUCUUUGGAUGUGCGAAGAUCUUGGAGUUCUGCGGCUUUAUCAUGGCGUCGAAAGAUACGCUUUUAAGUGAUGGAAUGAUCACCAUCACAUACAUCUUAGAAGUGUUAUUCUUACUCAUGCAACUUAAUGCGCGCAGAAGUUACAUUGUACGAUUUAUCCGAAUGAUGAACGAUAUCCUCCGCCUUCAGGACGAAACUAUGAAGCGCGUCAUGGCGAAAAACAUGAAGCUGAUGCGAUUUCCGAUCGAGAUGUUUUGCAUACUCGGUUUAGGGUCCGCGGUGGCGUGGCACCUCGUUCAAAUCGUGUCAGUUACGCGGAAAAAGAAUUCCUUCUGUUAUGAGGAUUUCAGGACGCCGGCUGCAUUCUCGCCGCAGCCAAUGUCGCUCAGAAAUUAUUUAUUGGGAAGUGUAUUUGUGUUGAUCUCCACCAUAUUUUCUAUUGGAAAGAAGAUCGGCGUAUACACUUACAUGAUGCAUCUAAUAAUGUUAAUGACGACGCAAUAUCAGUACCUCACGGUUAAACUCCAAAAAUUAUUUCAAGAGAAAAAACCGCAAGAUGACCACGGAUCGACAAGGGAAAGACACGGGCAAAAAACAAAUCAAUGGUCGGAGAAAGAAAUGAGAAAAUUGUGUCGGUAUCACACUAUUAUAAUCCAAAUGUCUGUUUUACUAAAAGAAAUUCUGUCGUCUAAUAUCGUUUUAAUGUAUCUAACUAAUGUCUUUCGAUUCUGUUUUCUCGGUGUUUUAAUGGCUUCAUCCAGGUCUUUAGUUGAGGAGAUUGUGGUUAUCAUGCACACACUUUGUUCGAUAAGCGAAUUUUUGAUGAUGUGCAUUUGCGUGCAAUUUUUAUUAGAUGCGAGUAAAGAAAUAACGGACAAAGCGUUUCACGAAGAUUGGUAUUGGUUCAAGCCGUCGGUGAAACGUUCAUUUCUAUUGCUGACAAUGGCCAACAAAUUAGAAUGUAAACUUACAAAGUUCACAAAUUACAAUUUGACAUUGCCUGCGUUCACAUUGGUAUUGAAUCAUGCAUAUUCAUUCACCAUUUUGUUUCUAAAAAUAAAAAAUGAAAAAUAA